Molecule: messenger RNA, 1338 nt
Organism: Hydatigera taeniaeformis
Lineage: Eukaryota; Metazoa; Platyhelminthes; Cestoda; Cyclophyllidea; Taeniidae
Source: the annotation of a GenBank genome assembly
AUGGACAGCAUUUACAAGUUACUGGUGUGCUACAACAGGACAAAUUAUGCCGCUGAACAAGUUGUGCCUUUUGGAUCCGGUAACCGGGUCUAUAGCGAUAGCCUUGUUAGUUUUGUCCAUUACAUGGUGCGUGUGCUGCUUGAUCAGUCGCUAUGGGAGACGUCAAUCAAUUUGCCGCCAAAUCACGGUGUCCUCGGCCUCCUUUUGGCUAUCAUCAUGGGCUUUUGCAUUCCCUUUGCCCUUGCUGCCGUCUGUGGAUUGGGUUUUCGAGCCUUGGAAUCAUCCUUUUUCAAUGCAGCUCUUCUCAAUGCAACUCAGAGGGCACACGGUCUGGUGAUUUUCUCCGCUCCGAUACACAUUCUGGGCAAAAGCGGGAUCUGGAUCAUUUUCAUUGUCAUUCUUUUACUCAUUGUCACCUCGUGUAUGUUUACCAUUGUUGGCGCUUCGUCCAUUCUGCAUCACGAUGUCCUCGCUACGUACAUUCGACCCUUCAAGAAACACGCGGACAAGGCAAAGUGCCUUCUUUGUGGGAAGCGACGUGGUCACCUCGCAAGUCGACGCAACAUCUGCCGCUGUCGCAGUAUGCUCGAGUGUGCGGCAUGUCACACCGACACGUGGUUCAGACGCGAAUGCAAGAACAGACCGACCACAACGCUUGUGUACGGCUGCAAGACACACGGCGCCUACCGCGCCUACAUGGACGAGAUGUCGAAAAACGUGCUUCAAAUCUCCUUCAUUUUGAUGGCGGGCAUGAUACCACUCUUCAUUAUCUUUGCUGAAUCAACGCUUACGAACUUUCUGUACUACGGUCUCUGCACCCCCUUUGUGGGAUGCCUUUGUCUCAGCAUUCUCUGGGCACGUCUCUCCAAAGUUGCAUUACUAAGUGGCUACUUUGUCAGCGCAGGAGCCUCCCUCACUCUCUGGCUUUUGCUUGAAUGCACGUUCUUCGUAGGUAGCGAAGGAGCGCAGCUGAUUGGACUGACAGUGGCGUUUCUUGGUGGCUUUCUGCUGCCUGUACUGAUCACUUUUCUCCACACUAAACCCCUUCAAGCUGAGGCGAUGCUCAGUGUGUGGAGCUCUGUGCAGGAGAUCGACAAUCCCCUUGUACCCUGGCCUGAGGUCUUUACACGCGAGAAGAAGCCCGCCCUGUCGGAGGUGCGCAGAGCUCUGGCGCCACUGCGUCGUUUGACUUGGAAACUAAUCACUUUCAACCUCAUCACAUUUGUUGGAAUUUGGCAAGUACUGGGACAUACCGCGCAGUCACUCGACUUUGACAGCUUCUUCUUCUAUGUAUGCGUCAUUUGUGUUACGAGAGGUUGUGCAUCCACUAAUGGGUGA